This is a messenger RNA of Paramecium octaurelia, 1277 nucleotides long. NCBI's taxonomy places the organism in Eukaryota, Ciliophora, Oligohymenophorea, Peniculida, Parameciidae. The record is from the annotation of a GenBank genome assembly.
AUGCAAUUUGAGUUAGAAAAAAUUUUGACAAGCUUUAAAUAACUUGCAUGCUCAUAUUGCAACUAGAAAAACUAAUCAACAGCUUACAUUCAAGAUGGCAUGACUGACGAAGAUGAUGAAUCAUUUUUUUUAAGAAUCAAUAAAAACUCAUUUUAUUAUGUUUACAGGGCCAUUGAACCCAAAAGGAAUCUAGCAUAUUUUUAAAUGAGACUAACCAAAAGAAAAAAAUAUAUAUUAGCGAACAUUGAAAUUUUUAGGAAGGAUUUAUACGAUAACACACAAAUUAAGGCAUUUAUUGAUGACAAUGGUUAUCUAAACUUUUCAUUUCAUUAUUUUUUGAAUGAAAAUUGCUCAAUAAAAGUUCCUUAAUUAUUAGAUAAAAAAAAGAUAGUAAUCACUGAUGCAAUAAACAAAUUUGAGAUGAAAAUUCACAAUAAUAUGUCUGGGUUAAACAACGCAGUGAACCAAAACAUACCCUCAAAUAAGCAGUUAAUAGAACCUUUGCCAUCAGUGUAAAGUUUUGGAGUAAAAUUAAUCAAAGUGGUAAACAUAGUAAAGAGUAAUCCAGAAUAAAAGAGAAUCUAUUAUUAGGUUUAAGGUUCUAACAAUCUUUGUGAAGAUAUUUACAUAAAUAUAAAAGAGAUUGAUCAGAAAUCCUAUAGCCUUAUUUAAAAUGGAAAAUUACUCAAACUAGAAAAAUAAAUCAACACACUUCUAAGUUUUUUAGAUAUUGACAUCUAAGGUACUUUCAGAAAUCUAUUUUUAACAAUAUAUUUGGAGAAUGAGAAAAGAAAGUAUUUUGAAUUCAACCAAUUGAUGCCUCUAUCAGAAUUUUUUGAGAGAAAAUUAUAAUUUAAUGAGACAUUUCAAAUUAGAAUACAACUACUAAUAUAGGUAUUAUGUGUUUCUUUAUUAAAAAUAUUUUUAAAUCUUGAUUUAGGUUCCACUUAAUAAGAUAUUAUUCUAAUUAAUUCGAGAAAAUAAAUUAAACUUGACAUGCUAGCAUAUUUAAAAUGCUCUUCAUGUAAAACUGAAUAAUAAUCGGAAUAAUCAGAUUAGAUGGAAGAAAUAUUGAAUUAUUUUGAAUUUUUGUUGCCUUAUAGAGUAAAAUAUUUAUUAUAUUAAAGGAAAGGCCCAUCUUAAUAUAAAAUCAUAACAUCACUAAUGAGCUGUAAAACAUGAAAUAACUAAUUAAACAAAAAAAAAUAACUGUGAAACUUAUAACUUAAUAGUUAAUUCAUAUAGAUAAGCAAAUAUAAUAAUAUGUAGGACUUUGA